Messenger RNA from Halichondria panicea, 2784 nucleotides. RefSeq names its product protein associated with UVRAG as autophagy enhancer-like. Gene Ontology annotation, cellular component: intracellular membrane-bounded organelle. Lineage: Eukaryota; Metazoa; Porifera; Demospongiae; Suberitida; Halichondriidae. Gene Ontology annotation, molecular function: phosphatidylinositol phosphate binding. The transcript is spliced from 12 exons. The record is from RefSeq and is a predicted model, not a curated record. Bases 153 to 2669 code for a protein of 838 amino acids.
AUUACGUAAAUAUCUCAAACCUCGCGUGAGUUGAAGUUUAUUAGCUAUUGCGGAUCAACAAGAUUAGAACUUGAACUGUGGCAGCAGGCACUAGGUAGAAGCUUGAGGGGUACGUCCACUAUAAAGUAAGACAAAGCUAAACAAGAUCUACGAUGAGCUCCCAGCCUGUUAGCCACUCCCCCCUCAGAUUCGGUGACCCUCGUCCCACGGCUCUCAUGACCAACCAUACCACUCUAGGACUUGCCUCAAGAAGCUCCUCUGUGGAUUACAUCACUUCUGAUGCUCGAGAGCUACUACAAACUGUUCAAGAGGACGAUGCGAUUGUACGCAAACGUUCUGGUGCCAUGAGAGCUUUUAGUCGUCGCUCUCCCUCUCAACAUGACAGCCCCCCCACACAGGACUCGAGCACACACAAGCACUACAUCAAGAUGGGUAUUCUCAUGACUGACGAAAAUAACCCAGUUACUCAGAGCUUACCCGGUGAUAGCAGACUAACUACUAUGGGAAGGAGAACACAGACUCUACCACUCUCUACUCAUGGCAUACACACAACAGAGACUGGAGAGAUUGUGCCUGAGGGCGCUUGUCCAGUUACUAGAACUCGCACAAACAGCAGUGGAUUUGAAUUUGUUGAGAUUGAUGAAUGUAUCACGGUCCAACCCUCCCCCCCGAUCAGCGUGAAAAGCAACUCCAGUAGCAAUACACCAACCGACAGGGAUGAGUUGGCCCCCUCCUCACCCGACUCUGGUUAUGGGAACACACCCGAGUACAUCAAUGCAACACAGGACAAGACUAAUAGCCGAGAGAGAGGCGGCACUAAUAACAGUGUGUUCUCAGUGGACUCUGUAGGAGGGGGCAGUAGUCCCGCUCCUAGGAGGGCAGUGGAAAGACCCCCCCUGAUGCAUAGUGCCAGGGGGGCAGUGGAGAGACCCCCCAUGAUGCAUACACAAAGUGUACCCCUCAAUCUGGCAGAAUUAAACAAUUCAUCACUCGAAACAGUUUUAGAACAUGGAGCUCAGUUUCCACUACAGAUGUCGUUAGCAACAAGUGGAUCAACGGUGGACUUUAGAGAAAUGGAGAAACGAUUGCAGAGAUCAGCUCAGGACCACGUCACACCAUCACAUCCCACCCCUCAUCAGAAGGUGAAAGGUCAAUCUGACAACUCCUCAGUCCCCCAGAGACAGAUGGGACACAGGAAGGGACGUGCUCUCUCUCAGCCAUUUGCUAAUGCAGCAGAUACCCACUCCACACGCCCCCUCAAGUCAGGCACACUGCCUCCCUCUGUACCAGACACCAAGGACUACUUUCAGGUCACUGAUGAGCUCUCCAAGGAGAACUCGCACUUUGCACUGUCAGAGGCACUGCUUAGUGUCAUAGAGCAGUAUAAGGCCAACUGCAUGGAGCAGUCUGAUGAGGACUGUACCUCUCCUCCUAGCUCACCCGUGAUAUCUAGCAACCCCUGGAAGUUGUCCCCUGGAGGAUUGACCCCCACUGGGGGGAGGCACUACCUGGAGGAGAGUAUGGAGGCCAGUUAUCAAUCCCCUCCAGUCGGCAGUCCAAUGGGGCCAGUGUUUAGUUCUGUAAGGAGUCAAGGAGUUGAUGUGGGGGGUACAUUGCCACGGAAACCUCGUAAGCUGAGUCUCCUGGAACUCAUGCAGUCACCUUCGUGGGACAACUCUGCAGAGUCCACUGCACAGAAGCUACUGCGUCACAUGACUGGUCAUAUGACAGGGAUAGAGUUGGACGACACUCAAGUGGUGGUUCAACUACCGACAGAGUUCCUCACUUCUCUUCAAAAAGAUGAGGAUCUACAGAGAUCAGUGACCACUUCUUCAGCACAUAUUCGUGGCAACAGAGAAUGGGCCCCUCCAAGGAAACAAAUCAUCUACUCUGUCAAACAACCAGCCAAGAACCUUCAGAAGGACUUGGCUGCACAGGGCAAUCGCUGCACUGGCUGUGGUAUGAAAGUCACUCCAUCAUACACUAAAUACUUUAGAUUUUGCAACUACACUGGCAAAUACUUCUGUCAGAAUUGUCACAUGAAUACAACGAGUCUAGUCCCUGCCCACAUCCUGGAGCGCUGGUCCUUCAAGAAACUGCCAGUCUCCAACUUUGCCCGAGAUCUCCUCGCUAAGAUCCAUACUGAUGCUGUGUUUACCGUUUCCAAUAGCAACGCGUUCCUUUAUAGCAAAGUAUCAGUCAUGGCUCAGGCUAAGGAUCUGAGAACUCAACUGAUAUCUGUGAAACGCUACCUCCAUACUUGUAGAAGUAAUGAAGCCCAACACCUGAACCUCUCUUUCCAAGGCUAUGCUCCCUGGACCACGGACCUUCACACAUACUCUGUUGAAGACUUCCUCGAGGUGAAGGGUGGCAGCAAAAUGAAGUAUCUGCGAGCCAUGUUAGCCGAUGGUGUGUCACAUGUCAAGAACUGUCCGCUAUGUAUGGGCAAGGGGUUCGUGUGUGAGCUGUGUAGUGACCAGGACAUCAUCUAUCCCUUUGAGAACACUCUGGUCAAUAUCUGUCAAGAUUGCCAGUGCUGCUUCCACAAGAGUUGUUUCACUCCGACCACUCCCUGUCCUCGCUGCCAACGCAUGAAUCAGAGGUUGAAGCAAAGAGCUCGAUUUGAAGAGAGCAAGCAAGCUAGGCGUUAUUCAGGCAAACCAUCGUAAACUGUUGUGAACUUUGAACUGUGUGUGUACAUGUUUUGAUUGUCGUAUACAUGACUCAAUUUAUAGUCAAAUGUUCAUAAUCAUUUACGAAGAAAAGUUUUAUCAAUAAUGAAAA